Dermatophagoides farinae (American house dust mite) is the source of this 1757-nucleotide messenger RNA. RefSeq names its product POP1 ribonuclease P/MRP subunit (gene Pop1). Gene Ontology annotation, biological process: tRNA 5'-leader removal. Gene Ontology annotation, cellular component: nucleolar ribonuclease P complex; ribonuclease MRP complex. Lineage: Eukaryota; Metazoa; Arthropoda; Arachnida; Sarcoptiformes; Pyroglyphidae. The record is from RefSeq and is a predicted model, not a curated record.
CCAUUUUUUUAUUAGUCACGUGUGGUUUGAUUUUUAAUUUUAUUCGUAUUCAAAAAAAAAAAAAAAAAUUUCAUACCAUGGAUAUUGACAUUCCUAAUGAAAUAUCAAUCUAUAAUUUUAUUCAUUCUCAUAUCGUCGAGAUAAAUGCAUUGAAAAAACAAUGUCAAACAAAACAAUGUAAAAAUGUUUUGCAACGCGUACCUCGCCAUAUACGAAGACGAGCUGCUAGUAAUAAUCCAAAACGUUUGCCAAAAAAUUUACAAAAAUUCAUACCACAAAUUAAAUCUACAAACAAAACUUUAUUAAACAAAAGAUCAUCAAAACGACGACAAUGUAAACGAAAAAUCCGUAAACGUAAUAAGGAUUCUCGCCGUACCAUUUUACAUAUGUGGUUUACAAAACGUUUCAAAAUGGAAUUAUUAUGGAAUAUUUUUAUUCCAUGGAAAAAUAAUAUGAAAAAUCAAAGAAUCUUAUAUCGUGGUACCAAGAACGGUAGCCUAUGCUAUUAUCUGCCAUUUUUAAAAACAUUUCUAUUACAAUCAUUGGAUUCCAACAUCGAAAGUAUUUAUGGACAACUUUCAAAUUUUAUUCCAGCCUUGCAACUGGAGCAACUGAAAACAGUUCCUGUUCAUCAUUCUAUCAAGAUAAAUUUAUAUGAAUACGAAAAAUAUCCAUAUAAUUUAAUCGGUCCUUGUGAUGUUGUCAAAAUUGAACGUAAUGACAAUUUAUCUUUAUCCUUUACAGCACAUCAACUUUUUUUCGAAGCCAUAUUGGAACAAUUUCUCAAACACAAUAUCACAUUAUCAUUUGAGCCAAUAGAUUGUUCUUGCGUUCGUCUUUAUGGUCCACAUUCAUUUGCACGUCUCAGCAAAAAAAUUGGAAAAAAAAUUCCAACAUUGGAACAUGAAAAAUGGCAUGGUUUGGAUCUAGAUCAAUCAACGAAUUUGAAUUUUUCAAUGUUUUUCAAUAAUUUGGAAAAAGAAAUUAUUGCAUUUAAACAGUAUCGUCUUGAUAAUCAAAUUGAAACAAUUGAGAUUUUAAUUCCAAAUCAAAAUUUGAAAAAAAUUUGGAAUAAAAUUAAUGCAAACAUGGCACAUUUGGUUGGCGGACUACGUGAUUUAGAAGUGAUGACAGUCGAUACCAAUACAUUACUGUAUCCAAGAAUCGGUUAUAGAGAUUGUAUGUUUAAUCGUGAUAAAAACCCGAAUACAUCUUGUGCAAUUGGAUUCAAUUUUGAGAACAAAUAUAUCAUUCGAAGUCAUGAAAUUUUAUCCAGCCUCGAUACCUAUCAUUCAGUUGAUAAAAUUGUCUGCAAUAUUAUUGACCCCGAAAAUGCUCUGAUCCAGGUCAUGGUGGAUUAUCUAAGAGGCACACCCAAUACUGAUGACAUAAUUAUAGUUCCCAAAUCAUUGGAUCAUUUAUCGAUAUCUACUGAUGAUGGUGAUUGUUUGAAAACUGAAAAUAUUAUCAAUACUGUUAAUGAUGAUGAUCAUGAACCUAUUGGUUUAAUCGAAUACGGAUGUUUUUCAAUGCGAAUGGCCCAUUCACGUGCCAUCGGUAUCAUUUCUCUUCAAGGCUUGGAAAAAUUAUUUAUGGUCAACCAGAAUCGAACGAAAAUGUAUACAUUGGUCAAAACAAAAUUUAAUCAUUUUAGAAUGGUUACAAUUUCUCUUAUUAUUUGUUAAUCAAUUCUAUAUGAUAUUUUUUUUAAUAAUUUUGAGAACAUAAUUAAUAAAAUCAAAAUCGUCUAUUUUAGA